Messenger RNA from Alligator sinensis (Chinese alligator), 1717 nucleotides. RefSeq names its product coiled-coil domain containing 149 (gene CCDC149). The record is from RefSeq and is a predicted model, not a curated record. The transcript has 12 exons. Lineage: Eukaryota; Metazoa; Chordata; Crocodylia; Alligatoridae. The annotation marks the transcript as partial.
AUUGCACCCAGCACUGGAGCUCAGUAUUUCUGAACCCAGACUUCAGGCUUCUCAGGAGGGGCAUGCAGUCACUAAAGCACCCAAGUAUCUGGUGUGUAAAAGGAAGCUUGAAAGCAAAAAGGAAGCUUUGUUAAUCCUUUCCAAAGAGCUGGACACGUGUCAACAGGAAAGAGACCAGUACAAGCUUAUGGCCAAUCAGUUGCGAGAACGACAUCAAUCACUGAAGAAGAAAUACCGAGAGCUGAUUGACGGGGAUCCAUCUCUUCCCCCUGAAAAGAGGAAACAGGCUAAUCUUGCCCAACUAUUGAGUGAUUCUCGGGAUCGAAAUAAGCAUCUGGGAGAAGAAAUAAAAGAACUGCAGCAAAGGCUGGGAGAAGUGCAAGGAGACAAUAAGCUCCUUAGAAUGACGAUAGCAAAACAGAGGCUUGGAGAUGAAGAAGUUGGAGCGCGCCAUUUCGCAGCCCAUGAGCGUGAAGACCUUGUUCGGCAGUUGGAGAAAGCACGAGAACAAAUUGAGACUCUAGAACAUGAUCUUCAAGCAGCGUUGGAUGAGUUACAGGAUGUAAAAGAAGAACGCUCCUUUUACCAGGAUAAAGCAGACCGACUAAACCAGGAACUUAAUCAUGUCCUAGGAGGACAUGAAAACCGCAUCAUUGAUGUGGAUGCUCUGUGUAUGGAGAACCGGUACCUCCAAGAGAGAUUAAAGCAACUUCAAGAAGAAGUCAAUCUUCUUAAGUCUAACAUUGUUAAGUACAAGAAUGCUCUAGAGAGACGGAAGAAUUCCAAGAGUCACAGUAGAUCCAGUAGCAGUGCUCUGACAGGAGUCCUUUCUGCAAAACAAGUUCAAGAAUUGUUGUCGGAGGAUCACGGGUGUAGUCUACCAGCCACACCCCAAUCCAUUUCAGACCUCAAGUCUUUGGCCACUGCCUUGCUGGAAACCAUCCAUGAGAAAAACAUGGUCAUACAACACCAAAGACAAACCAACAAAAUUCUAGGAAACCGAGUGGCAGAGCUGGAGAAGAAAUUAAGGACAUUGGAAAUUUCUGGUUUGUGGAGUCUUCCAGGUGGAAAGGAUACUAUCACAUUCAGUGAUCCAACCCUGCCUGUUAUACAGCGGUCAAGAUCACCAUUAACGUUCACUGGCAAGCCACCACAGAAUGAAGCACAGAGGCAUGAAGCACAAGCAAUGGGAGAACUAGAUGAUACUUGCACUGUUACAAAUAAGCUGACAGCCCCAAAGGAAUCUUCUGAGGUUUCUGAAGCCCAUCUAAAUAACAGUAACCAAAAUAAGCAUCUUCACCCCUCGCUACCCCAGUUACCUUCUGAGGAAGAAGAUAUAAACAGACUUGGAAGUGAAAUAAUAAAAUUAACAGAAGAACAAGCAGCUACAGAACUCGGAGGGAGCAAAACAGGAAGUCCAGCAGAGGGCCAGAGUCCAAGGGGCCAACCAGAGCUCAGUGGUUCAUCUGAGGGACAGUCCCCAUUAUCCAGCCCUGAUUCAUUUGACCCCACAGAAGCCUCCAGCUCAGAGACUGAGCAAGUCCUGAAAGACAAUUAUGAAAUCUCAGAGAGUGUUUGUGAAAAUCUGAAUGAGAAAAAGCAUGAAAAUAGUGAGACACUGGAUACUGAAGGACUUGGAGAUCUAACUGCUACAGCUGCAUGCACAAAUAACAUCUUGGACCAUCCCCCUGUACCAGAGAGUGACAGACCAUCAGAU